Humulus lupulus (European hop) is the source of this 1128-nucleotide messenger RNA. RefSeq lists its product as uncharacterized. Bases 1 to 1128 code for a protein of 375 amino acids. NCBI's taxonomy places the organism in Eukaryota, Viridiplantae, Streptophyta, Magnoliopsida, Rosales, Cannabaceae. The record is from RefSeq and is a predicted model, not a curated record. The transcript has a single exon.
AUGAGGGUGAAUGACCAACAAGUGACUUUCAACGUGUUCAAUGCUAUGAAGUUUCCAGAUGAGGUUGAGGAAUGCUCUAGGCUAAGUGUAAUUGAGUCUAUUGUUGCUGAAAAAUUCCAUAAGGAAGCUUGUAAAGAUGGAGUGGGGUUGGGGUCACUUGAAGAGCUUGAAAACUUAAGUGAAGAGGACGAAAGCCAAGUUACAUGGGUGGAGUCAAAGCAGCCCUUUGCUAAAUUUAGGAGGCCUUUUGAGUCAUUGAACUUGUCGGAAGGAAAUUUUAAGCCUCCUAAGCCUUCUAUUCAAGAGCCACCAAAAUUAGAGUUGAAGCCUUUGCCUAGUCACUUGAAAUAUGCUUAUUUGAGAGAUAAUGAGACCUUGCCUGUGAUUAUUUCAGCCAUGUUAGGAGCUGAAAAAGAGAGUUUGUUGCUGGCUGUUUUGAAGAAAUACACAAGGGCCAUUGGUUGGACUAUGGCAGAUAUCAAGGGAAUAAGUCCCUCAUUUUGUAUGCAUAAAAUUCUGUUGGAGGAGUGCUGUAAUAAUUCUAUUGAGCAACAGCGAAGGAUUAAUCCUAUCAUGAAGGAAGUGGUUAGAAAAGAGACAAUUAAGUGGCUUGAUUAUGGAAUUGUUUACCCAAUUUCAGAUAGUUCUUGGGUUAGCCCAAUUCAGUGUGUUCCUAAAAAAGGUGGAGUCACAGUGGUGGCUAAUGAAAAUAAUGAGUUGAUUCCCAUAAGACAAGUGAUAGGGUGGCGUGUUUGUAUGGACUAUCAGAAGUUGAAUAAGGCUACUCGUAAAGACAACUUCUCGCUGCCAUUCAUUGACCAAAUGCUUGAUCGGUUGGCGGGAAAGGAGUUUUAUUAUUUCCUUGACGGUUAUUUAGGCUAUAAUCAGAUUUCCAUCGCGCCAGAAGACCAAGAGAAGACUACCUUUACUUGUCCUUAUGGCACCUUUGCCUUUAGAAGGAUGCCUUUUGAGCUGUGCAACGCCCCCGCCACUUUCCAACGUUGUAUGAUGGCAAUAUUUUCAUAUAUGGUGGAGAAGUCUCUUGAAGUCUUCAUGGAUGAAUUUUCAGUGUUUGGGGAGUCUUUUGACACUUGUUUGGCUAACUUGGAGAAAGUCUUGGCUAGAUGA